GCAGAAAAACGCAGAGAUAAGCUGAUUUUUUAUUAGCUCCGUGAGAAAUGCAAGCUGCUCCGUAUCUAACGUGUUUUUAUAGUCAGUUGUCAAGGCAAUUCCUUCUUUAGAGUCCUGUUCUCAUUGCACAGUACCGGCUAAACUAUGAAGUUCUUUGUGUGCGUUCUGGUGGCAACUUGUUGCGUGGCAGGUGCUCUGGCCCUCACUGAGUGCCAGGCCGUUAGAGAAAAGGAGUUGAAGUCCAACUCCCAGGUGAAGCUGGUGCCUCGAUGCACGGAGGAAGGCGAGUACGAAGCGAAGCAAUGCUUUGAGGGGUCCCCCUUCUGCAUGUGCUGGAGGCCCGACGGUUCCCACAUCACCGAACCUUCCCUCAAGAUCAAGAGCUGCUCCUGUAUCGUGCACAGGGACCAGGUGCAGAGCAGGAGACUGGUCGGCAACUACCACCCUCAGUGCGAGCAGGACGGCACCUACAGCCGCAUCCAGUGCCACGGAGGUAUGGGCUUCUGCUGGUGUGUGGAUGAGAACGGAAAUAAGACUGGCAAGGACCUCAACGAGUGUUGACCGCCUCUUAUAUUUUUAAAAUAAAAUAAAAAAUGUUUCAAAAUUUG
This is a messenger RNA of Argiope bruennichi, 608 nucleotides long. Its product is annotated as U24-ctenitoxin-Pn1a-like. The coding region runs from base 145 to 561 and encodes 138 amino acids. Lineage: Eukaryota; Metazoa; Arthropoda; Arachnida; Araneae; Araneidae. The transcript is spliced from 3 exons. The record is from RefSeq and is a predicted model, not a curated record.